Sphaeroforma arctica JP610 is the source of this 312-nucleotide messenger RNA. RefSeq lists its product as hypothetical. The transcript has a single exon. NCBI's taxonomy places the organism in Eukaryota, Ichthyosporea, Ichthyophonida. The coding region runs from base 1 to 312 and encodes 103 amino acids. The record is from RefSeq and is a predicted model, not a curated record.
AUGCCAACGGCGAUUAACUUUAUGUAUCGUUGUAAUUUCAGCUUCACGUUAUUCAAGAAACUGGUAAGUAAGCAUGGUCACAAAAAUACGGAGAACUUUCAGGUGGAGGACGAGGAAUUCUUUAACGAACACGCACACACGAUCGAGAAGACCGAUACGAAGCUUAAUGGCAAUAAGUUAGCAUAUAAGUAUGCCGGGUCUAGAGCGCUACAGGAAGAAAAGCUAGCGGAAUGGAAACACAAACUGGCAGCGACACAGUUAGCAACGGACGAAGAGGAUGCGAAAGCUAGUUUGUCCGAUCGAAAAUUUUAA